CGCGUCCUGUUUCUAUGGAAACACUUAACUCUAGGAAACGUGGCGCUGAUUCCGGAAAUGUUUGACAGGAACAGCAGAGACAGAAAUAAAGCGCCUUUUGUUUUAUUAUUAAAACAUUAGUGUUCUUAGAUCUCGUCUCGGACUGAAGGGGGACAGCAGGUGUUUCUGCACCACGUGACCUCUUGAACUAUCCAUCUAAAAACACAGAGAGAACUCCAGUGCAUCCAUGCCUCCUGAGAUGGUGGCCUCUCUGCUGCCCCCCCAGAGUCCAGGUCAACCUCGAGGCCAGCUGCCAAAGCUCAGAGACACCAGGAAGAAGGAUGGAAAACGGCUCAGCAGCAGCGGCUGCAGGAGGAAGAAAAAACAACGCAAGGAUUCAUCCGGCCUGCUGAAAAACAAAUCCAGUUUAAGUGGAGAGGCAGAGCUCUCCGCUAAAGCCGCCAAGGCUCGGGAGAGCUUGAGGUGGGAGGGAGCGCUGGAAGAUCCUCAGGCUGAGGAGAAGAGGCUGGAGCUGUACAGAGCCAACAGGCGGCAGCGUUACGUUGCACACAGACAAGACAGCGAGGUUACCUCCACACAGAGGAAGGACAAAAAGGCUUCAGGUGAUUCUGAACAACAGGUGGUUGCAUCAUUACUCCACUUGAGACUGAAAUAAAGAAGCAAAGAGUCGUGUUCUGUUCA
Messenger RNA from Notolabrus celidotus (New Zealand spotty), 681 nucleotides. RefSeq names its product chromosome 5 C17orf97 homolog (gene c5h17orf97). The transcript is spliced from 2 exons. NCBI's taxonomy places the organism in Eukaryota, Metazoa, Chordata, Actinopteri, Labriformes, Labridae. The record is from RefSeq and is a predicted model, not a curated record. Gene Ontology annotation, biological process: protein arginylation. Bases 227 to 655 code for a protein of 142 amino acids.